AGUUCAUUUUGAUAGUAUGUAGGUACUACUGAUAAAAUUCCGCUUGAAUAUAAAUAAUUCAAACAUGUGCAAAGCAAAUAUGUGCAUUAAACUUUGUGUUUAAUUAUUUAAAAAUUAAGACAUUGUAAUUGAAAUUAAUUUUACGGUGUAAUAUUGGGACGGAGUUAAAUUAUAAUUCAUAAAUAAAUGCUGAAAUAAUUAUUGAAGAUUAGGUUAAUGCUUUAAAGUUCGGCACUGAAAAAUGUCUUAUCCUGAUGAAAAUAUAGGUAGAAACUAUGAAAGUAUACAUGGAUUUGGUGACCGAGACUCUUCGGUGAGGAGAUCUUUUGAAAAUGGUGGUAUAAAAGCCGGGGCGACUCAUGCAGCCCGGCUCGCGUACCAGGUCCUCUCUCGACGUAAGGUUGCCGAGGAAGGCGCGGCUAGACUGGCAAGAGUCUUGACCGCCUUCGAUCUGACAGCGUUAGGGGUCGGCAGCACUCUAGGAGUCGGAGUGUACGUGCUAGCUGGUGACGUGGCCAAGAACUAUGCCGGACCAGCUGUGGUCAUAUCAUUCUUGCUGGCCGCAGUGGCUAGUGUGUUUGCAGGCUUGUGCUAUGCUGAGUUCGGUGCUCGCGUGCCGAAGGCGGGCUCGGCGUACGUGUACAGCUAUGUGUGCGUGGGCGAGUUCAUAGCUUUCAUAAUCGGAUGGAAUCUCAUACUCGAAUAUAUUAUAGGCGCGGCGUCGGUGGUGAAGGCGCUGAGCGAGUACUUGGACUCGUUGCUGAACAAGGCGAUCUCGUCGCACCUGGAGGCCGCGCUGCCCAUCGACUCGCCGCACCUGGCCGACUACCCCGACGUCUUCGCCUUCUCCGUCAUCAUGGCUUUCUCUGUGGCGCUGUCGUUCGGCGUGAAGGAGUCCACGAAGUUCAACAAUGUGUGCACCGCCAUCAACCUCUGCGUCGUGCUCUUCGUCAUCGUCUCCGGCUCGCUCAAGGCGGACACGAGCAACUGGCGCAUUCCGGAGUCGGAGGUGCCCAAGGACGAGGGGCGGAGCUACGGCACCGGGGGGUUCGCGCCCUACGGACUCGCCGGCAUCAUCCGGGGCGCCGCCGUCUGCUUCUACGGGUUCAUCGGGUUCGACUGCGUGGCGACGGCGGGCGAGGAGGCGCGGCGCCCGCAGCGCAGCAUCCCGGCGGCCGUGGCGGGCUCGCUGCUCGUCGUGUUCCUGGCCUACUGCGGCGUGUCCUGCGUGCUCACGCUCGUGCUGCCCUACUACCUGCAGGACGAAAAAGCGCCAUUCCCGUUUGUAUACGAUCGUCUAGGCUGGCCGUGGGCUAAGUAUGCGGUCAGUGUUGGAGCCAUAUGCGCCCUGUGUUCAAGUUUGAUGGGCGCGGUGUUCCCGUUGCCGCGGAUCAUCUACGCGAUGGCGUCGGACGGGCUGCUGUUCCGGUGGCUGGGCCGCGUCAACGAGAAGUACCAGACGCCGCUCGUCGGGACCAUCACGGCCGGCUUCCUCACCGGUACGUUGGCCAUGAUAUUCAAACUGGAGCAGCUGAUUCACAUGAUGUCCAUCGGCACUUUGCUGGCGUAUUCUAUGGUCGCUUCGUGCGUGUUACUACUUAGAUACGAGGCGAGUCCGCAGCGCGCCGGCGCCGAGCGAGCCGCGCCCUCGCGCCGCACCGCCACCACCGUCACCGUGCUGGUCACGCUCUACGGGAUAUGGUGCUUUUUGAUGAUGUGGUGCGUCAAUAGCUACGGCGACCGGGUCCUGGAGGGGCACGGCGGGUACACGGCGCUGCUGCUGCUGGCCACGGCGCUGGUGGUGGCCACGCUGUGCUGCAUCUCGAGGCAGCCGGUGUCCGAGAAGAAACUCGCUUUUUCCGUGCCGCUGGUGCCGUGGCUGCCCGGCCUCAGCAUAUUGAUCAACGUGUAUCUGAUGUUGAACCUAGACUACAUGACGUGGGUUCGGUUCGGCGUUUGGAUUGUAGCCGGUCUCGUGAUCUACUUCUCCUACGGCAUGUGGAACAGCACUGAACGCCGUCGGACCAUGGAUUCGAUCCAGCUGGCGGAUCAGAUCAUCGACGGCCACACCGCCCUGCUGAACCACUCCGGGCUGACCCACGCGCUGGGCUGACCCGACGCCGAGGGUGACGACGUCGUCAGCCCCAGCAACACCGUCGUGUCCUUUAUAUCUAGUAUCUGAACGUUGGGAGGGUAGGAAACAAUUCGCGCUGUUCUUAAAGGAAAAUGUACCAUUAAAAAUGUGCUAGUUUUAGGUAAGGUAUUGAAACGUUUUCGUUUGGUUUGAGCUCAAGACAUUCAAGAAUUAACAUGUCGAGUUGAAUUUUCUAAAGUUUAAGCUUAGAAAAAUAAAUGAAUACUGAAACAUCAUGUCAUACACUAUCAAGAUAUUACUUAAGUACGGAAUCUCUGAAUUACUGUGUAAUCUCUGGAAUGAAUAAUCUGCUGAUUGACAUUUUAGCUUGAUAGUACUUAAGUGUGAAACUGCCUAUACGGGGGCGGGGGAAGGGGGUAGGAGAGAGGGGGUAGGAGAGAGGGGGUGGGGUACUCUGAUGCCGCAUAUCAACAUCGUUCCCAAAUAUAAAGGGAGGAUCUUCUGCGGACCGUCUGCUGCUCGGUGGACUUUUUGAGUCUGUUAGUUGAGCUCAACGGGACCGAUGAGUGUGAGUACAUUUAACCAGAUAUACAACUCGCUGUCAGUGAACCUUAAACUCAUUAAGAUGAAUAAUAUAGAUGUAGAGUUUCGAAUAAUGAUGUAACAAAGAUCCUUAAACUCAACCAAAACGUUUCAAAUGAAUCUCGGUUCUAUUCAAGUAUUAUUUACAGUCGAAAAUAAAUAUAUCGUAUUGAUCAGCAUUCAUUUGUAGUUGAUAUAGAGUUAUUAGAGCAUUGUUACGUAGAGGAGGCCAGGAUAAUGCAAAAUUUGCAAUUGAAUGCAAAGGAGGCCAGGAUAAUGCAUUUUGACGUGUUUCCGGUUAUUAACAUUAGAUGAAAGUGACGUGUCAGGGAUGUCAUGGACAAGGCCACAGGGUCCCACGCGUGGGAUUGGGCUAUUUGUCUCGUAGGUACUUAAAUGAUAUAUAUCGCUCAGUAUUGUCGCGAGAGGCUGUGGUUGUUUUGAAUUAUGUCGGGUGCAAUGGAACCCAGGGGCUUUUGAUAAAUACAUUUUUUUGUUUUAAUGUUUUUCUUUAAUGUAAUGGGUUAUUAAUAGAAUUAUCAGGAAAACCGACCAUCGGUCGAACUUUGACCUGGGAGAUGCAGGUGCGGUAGUAAUCCCCCGAUUGCUCAGUGUGCUUAGUUAGAGUUUGUUUAACGUUCUCGAUAGCGAAAAAGUUAACUCAAAUCUGUAUGGAGCUAGUACGUUUGUCGCUAGGGGCGCUGUUCCAACUGCUUACGUAUUCGAGUUAACUUUUACGCGAUAGAGAACGUUUAAAACUCGCACUAAGCACACUGAUGUAGCAGAUUUGGAAAUUUCGCUUUUCUAUGUGAAGCUCUGAUUAUCUUUGAGCUCUGAGUUCCUUUACAUCCUGCAUAGUUUUAUUGCUAUUAUAAUUUUUAGUUCCUAUAUCGUGAUUAGGUUAGAAUCGUACGGAUGUGGAUGUCGGUACUGAGGCAGGCGGGUGCGGGGAGUCGUGCGGGGGGGACCCCCGGGGACGCCCCUCCCCCCAGCCACAGAUAUCAUUUUCAGACUCGUUCAUGUUCGAGAAUUUUGAUAUUGAAAAACCGACACCGGACAACCCUACAACCGGAUCAGACCGGAUUAUAAAUCAGUAGGUGAAGGUUAAAAAUAUUGUACAGACAAGCCGGAAAAGAAUCGUUUGGAAACGAAUUACACGCGGUGUACCAAUCAAUUUAAAUAUAUACACACAUACAUACAUACAUGCAUAUACAUAUACCUUACAUAUCGACGCUUGAAAGGCAAACGUGACUAAGCGACAAUAACUGCUUUGUACAUAAAUGAUAGGCAAUAAACAUAAUCGAUGCGCAAAAAAUAUAUAUUUCUAGGUCUAUUAAAAACAUUUCAAUCCUACAGCUACUAGCUAGAUUCUACUACAGCUAGAUUCGUUAAAAUAAAUUUUGUUUUCAGGUAUUUCAACUUUAAAUUAGUCUACUGUAAAAUUCACGCAUUGUCGCUUAGUCACGUUUGCCUUUCAAGCGUCGAUAUAUACAUACAGAUACACAAUGUAACGUAAUAAUAAUUAACUUAGUAUAGUGUCGUCUUGUUAGGAAGGGACAGUUUACUUUGCUUGCAAAUCGUGGGGUCGGCCGAGUGUGGACGCGGCUCGGUCGCGGAUGGUUAAUACCGGGACUCCUAGGUACUUGACCUUCGUGUCCAGGGUGUGGGCUGAGCAAAGAGAGAUCAGGGGCGUGGCGUUCUCUCGCUGUACCCUAAUAUGUAACUUUAAAUAUAAAACGGUGGUAAUAAUUUAAAUAUAUUUUGCAUUUUGGUCGAUUAGCGUCACACGACUAGGACAUUGCCAUGUCCGUCUGCAGCGAGCGCCGGUGUGCGCUGCGACCGGUAGCGCUCAGAGGCAUGACGUCGGAUCUACCUUACACCGAUCUGUAGAUUCUGUAGAUUUUUUUCCGUAUAUUUUCAUAUUUUUUUAUCGAUUAUUUCAAGAAAUACUUACCAAAAUAUUGACGAUGUUUAUAAUACUUUAGGCUAUAUAGAGAACAUACUUUAUUGCACACCAAAACACAAUUAACAUAAAAAAACAGUCAACAAACAGGUACGCUUGUACAAUACGCGGUCUUAUCGCUAAAAGCGAUCUCUUCCAGACAGCCGUUUAAUUACCCGAAAUUAUGGACAGAUAAAGAUACAGCAAGUAUGUUGCGGCGUACUAUUAACAACACAUUAUUAAAGAAAAUACAUAUAAUGAUUAAUAAACUGUAAUGAAUUAAUGAACUGUAAAAAUAAUACUAUAAUGACUGAUAAACUGUAAUGUUAAAUCACAAUUGAUUUGAUUCACAAUUGAUUGCAUUAAAUGCGAGCGAUGAGGGCGGUUUUUACGACUAUAGUGUCCAAAUGUUCACGCGAAGACUUAAACUUAUUGGACGAAAGAUAAACAGACCAGGAGGAGAGACUAUAGGGGGUGUGCUCCCGCCGCGCUACAAUGAUGGUGUCCUCAGACCUCAUGUCGCAAGGCGAGUGGCGGUACCUCAGUGUACACCCGGACUCCGGUAGCCACUUAGCACCGGGUGGGAGGUGAGCUCGCUCACUUGUCGGUGCAAUAUAUAAAAACUGUUGAAACGGUGAAAAUUAUUCUGUAAACAAGACAUAAGUGGGAAGCAAUUUACAAAGCCAACUGGAUCGAAUUUUUCCAAAAUUAUAUAGAAAUAUCAGCGUGAAUCGGGAUCCUGGAUCUAAUUCAUUAUUUUCAUUCAACUUACUACAACACAUUAUUUUACAACAUUAAAAUGAAAUCACUACAUCGCUAUGAAUAACAACUUUCAAUUGUUUUGUUUUUUUUAUUGAAAUCGCUUCCUUGACGCAUAUGUAUUAUAAUAGUGAUCUGAAAAUUGAAAUUAUACUUGUAGUCUUUAACGCAGUAGUGUUUGUAAGACAGCUGUUCUUGUCAUUGCCAAUGGCGAGGACCUGUCAGUGUGGUUGUCAAAAAAUAAAACGAUCAGCUGCAGAUUGCCACCGGCGCCUCGGUUCUGUAAUCCUGGGAGAAAUCAAAUCGUCGAUUGAGGUGCUGGUGUUUCAUUUGCUGCCCGUAUAGUGGAAGACGACCAGGGAUAAUUAUUUGUGCUCAGUGUGAGUUUUUUAACGUUCUCGAUAGCGUAAAAGUUAACUUAAAUUUGUAGGCAUAUGCAACGCUUGCUUACUUUUUUUAGGGGCGCUGUUCCAACUGCUCGCAAAAACUCGCACGAAGCACACAGUACUAUCCACGUACUUUUGUAGCUCACUGUACAUACUGUUCGCUGCAUUUUUCCGGCAUUUUUGGUAUUGGUACCUUAGCUGCAGAGAGUUACGGUCGAAAAAUUAUUAUACGACAGAGCGAGAAAGAGAAAGAAUAUAAUUACUUGUACUGGUUUGAGCAAUGUGUAAUACCAAGACCUGUGUGCUUAGUGCGAGUUUUUUAACGGUCUCGAUAGCGUAAAAGUUAACUCUUAAUUUGUAUCCAGUUGGAUCAGCGCCCCUGGCGGCAAACGUAGGCAAACGUUCCAACUCCAUACAAAUUUGAAUUAACUUUUACGCUAUCGAGAACGUUAAAAAACUCGUACUAAGCACAAUGUAUUCAAAACUGGGUAAAAAAACGCCUAUAUUCUUUUCAAGGGCUUAAACUGUUUCUAUGUAUUUUGAAUUGGUCAAAAUCAGUACAGCGGUAUGGGCGUCAAAACAUAACGUACUGUUAAAAUAAUUGCAUUAGUAUUUAAGAGUAUUAAACGCAUUUUGACAUUCUCUUUGCAUAUUUUGGUACUUUUCCAAUGACAGCACAAGAGCGCAUUAUGCGGCAUAAUGCUCAACGUUGAAUGUUCCAACUACGGACUACAGCAACGCUUCGCAGAAUCGAGCACUCUCAAAAGUAUUGCUCUCGCGUGAUACUCGCAAGCGAUACCGACUCAGUGACACAAAAUUGACAAGUGUUUUUUCUUUAAGUUGGCAUUGAUCGAAAUUUUGUUUAUAUUAUCGUUAGUAAUAUUAUUUAAUGUUGAAAAAAAUUGUAAGGCUUUCGUUCGUCGUAGUUUCUUAGAAAUAAUCAAUGUUAAUUAAAACUGUGCUAACUUAGCGCACUCUGUUGAUGCAUUUGAAAACUAAUUCACGUUCCAAUUAAGCUUCAGCAUAAUUCGGCAUUGUGCGUCACUGAGUCGCAUUAUGCGGCAUUAUGCUCUGUAAUUGGAAAACUACCGUUGGGUAUCAAAGGUUGCGAAAAUUUCAGACUUUUUGAUUCUCUGUAACACCUACACUCACACUAAGUUAAUAAUUAAGGCUAAUAUUAUUAAAGAAAAAAUGUUCCGUUUGUUAUCAUUUAUAGAAAUUAAGUUGCAGUAUUUAUUUGUUUAAUGAUAAAAUAAAGUUACGCUUUUA
Molecule: messenger RNA, 7033 nt
Organism: Bombyx mori (domestic silkworm)
Lineage: Eukaryota; Metazoa; Arthropoda; Insecta; Lepidoptera; Bombycidae
Product: cationic amino acid transporter 2
Exons: 14
Coding region: 242-2113 (623 amino acids)
Biological process (GO): L-ornithine transmembrane transport; L-arginine import across plasma membrane
Cellular component (GO): plasma membrane
Molecular function (GO): L-arginine transmembrane transporter activity; L-lysine transmembrane transporter activity; L-ornithine transmembrane transporter activity
Source: RefSeq, a predicted model, not a curated record